This is a messenger RNA of Clupea harengus (Atlantic herring), 1163 nucleotides long. Its product is annotated as motile sperm domain-containing protein 1-like. The record is from RefSeq and is a predicted model, not a curated record. Gene Ontology annotation, cellular component: cytoplasm. NCBI's taxonomy places the organism in Eukaryota, Metazoa, Chordata, Actinopteri, Clupeiformes, Clupeidae.
CAGUAUGGCAAGAGGCAGAAACUUGUCAAUUCUGACAAGAACACGGAAAGGGAAGUUCGCAAACUGUGCACAGUAACGAAAGAUGUCGACACCUUGCGUGGAGUAAGGGACCGUAGGUCAAAAUGGCCUGGAGUUCUUCGGCAUGCAGCGGCCAAUGAGGCGCUCAGAGCAAGAGCUGGAAAGGUGGAACAAGAGGGAUGCGCCGGGUCCUUCGUCGCCAUCUGCGGGCCCUGUUGGACCAGACGAGAUCCUGCCGGUGUUCCUGUUUCCCACAGAGCUUGUGUUCUAUGCGGGCCAAAGGAGCACUCACAAGAGGGUGCUCACCCUCUACAAUCCUUACAACUUUCCACUGCGCUUCAAAAUGUUGUGCACAGCUCCAGCAUUGUACACAGUGGUGGAUGCAGAGGGCAGUGUGAGGCCUCACUCCUGUGUGGACAUAGUGGUGCGGCACCAGAAUGUGAGCACAGUCCACUUGGGCCGGAGGGACCGUUUUCGGCUUAACGUGUGGGGAGGGGGCCGCGGAGGGCUCCGCGUAGUGUGGGCUGAGCUGAGGGAGGGCCUGGAGCCCCCCCAGGAGAAAGGAGGGGUGCGCCCCGCCCCCCCUGCCCAGCCUGUCCGCGGCAUCUUACCACCAGAGCUCAACAGGCCUAAGAGAGGUGCUGGUAACCUCUCCCAGUUCAUCAUGUAUGUGGUCAUUGGGUUUGUGUGUGUUGCUGUCCUGAUGCUCCCCUUACCUCAAGAGCCCAGCCCCAUGGUUCCAACGCAUGCUCAUGUCUCUGUCAUGCAAAAACUUGUUUGUGCCUACGUUUUAGGUUUACUCACCAUGGUGUUCCUACGGUAACACUCUGAUACCUACUUAAGAGUGUGAAGGCAGCAGAGGCGGAUCAUACAGAAGACAAGGGUGGUGAACCAAACAGUUCAACGUUCUCCCUGUGCAAGUGAUGUCAGGAAUCAAAGCUGGAUCAAGUGCUUAAGUAAUGGAAUGUACAUACACUUCAGCUGUAUAUAAUACUAGAGAUAUAAAACUAGGAUGAACAUUCUUUUUAUAUGUAGAUGUGUUAACAAUAAACUUCUGUAGAAAAUACAAAUUGCAAUUAAAAACAAAAAAAAGUGUAUGUCCUUUAUUAAAACUUGGAGCCAACCAAUGCUAUACCAUAAGUCAA